This is a messenger RNA of Suillus subaureus, 507 nucleotides long. RefSeq lists its product as uncharacterized. The transcript has 7 exons. NCBI's taxonomy places the organism in Eukaryota, Fungi, Basidiomycota, Agaricomycetes, Boletales, Suillaceae. The coding region runs from base 1 to 507 and encodes 168 amino acids. The record is from RefSeq and is a predicted model, not a curated record.
AUGGUGCAUGAGAGAGUUACUAUUGAGAAUAAAUUGCAGGGUUUUCUAUCUGUGCUGGAGUUCCUAGAGUGGUUGCAAGGACGUCAUGGGUAUCCUAAGCUGAGGAUGGUGUCAUUAGUGGAAGUGCAUGCCAAGGAGAUUGAAGACAAUUUGGGUGAUUGCAGGUAUGUAGUGUCUGAGGUAGAAGUUGGUGUUAACAAGGUUGCAGUCAUUCAGAUAGGAUUUGAGGAUGACAAUCUUCUCGUUGAUAUCACUGGGCAAGGGAGUAGGGGAGAGUGGGGUUUCAGUGUCUCCAAGAGGGCAGUUAGGACAGGAGCCACGUAUGAAGAAAAGGGGUCUUCUAGUGGCCUCUUUUGCAGGGUGAUGCAUGUAGAGGGAAGGCACGAGAGGUCAACUUACAUUAAUGUGGGUGAGGAUAUGCAUAUGGAGGGCAGCAGGAAGGUCUAUGAAGGGGCAAGUUACAAAGGGACAAUAAUAGCACUUCUUAGACAUUGGCUUGGCAGUUAG